Molecule: messenger RNA, 2094 nt
Organism: Atta colombica
Lineage: Eukaryota; Metazoa; Arthropoda; Insecta; Hymenoptera; Formicidae
Product: zinc finger protein with KRAB and SCAN domains 8-like
Exons: 4
Coding region: 1-2094 (697 amino acids)
Cellular component (GO): nucleus
Source: RefSeq, a predicted model, not a curated record
AUGGAGAGAGACGAUGGCCCUUCAGCCAGUAAUAAAUCUACCGUUAUUAAAGCAGGGCAAGAAACAAUGGAACGAUUAGAUGUACUGGUAUGUGGACAGUGUCAUUCUCUCUUUCAUUUUAUCGAAGAGUUUCAAGAACAUCGUUCAAAAGAGGGAGCCUGCUCCAAAACAUCAUGUAUUCAUGACACCAUAGACGAUAAUAGACAAAAAGCACAAGAAUGGGCGUUUCUAUUAUGGAAGGGUAUACAAAUUCAAGAUAGUUCAGACAUAGAAGCAUCUAAUACUUCGACAUUGCACGAGAAAUGGUGUAAGAUGGAUACUAAAAUGAAGGAGGCUUGGGUCAUAUCGGGAAAAAUUGUACAAACCUUGACAAAAAUUAAUAAUGCAAAGAUGCAGGAUACGCUGAUGCAAUCAAAUACCAACGUUGAAAGUGCCAAACCGAUAAUAGUUCGUAAAGUUGUCAGAAAUGAACAACCGGAAGAGACAGGCGAAGCUAAAAAGGAUUCUGCGACAUCACUGGAAACAAAAAAGAAUGAAUCUAUGGAAAUUGAAGUAGACAAGAAGGAAAAAUCAAGACUGAAAUCAUCGAUCAAGCCCAAAACCAAAUCUGACAAAGCAACUACCGAAGAAGAUGCAGACCAAAAUACAGACCAAAGUAACGAAGAAUAUAUUAUCGAUAAAAUAUUAGCCAAACGUUUUAAUACUGAAAAGAGAUGCUCGGAAUACUUAAUCAAAUGGGAAGGCUAUCCAGAUGAAAAAAAUACAUGGGAAUCUGCAGAGUUUGUAGCAACAUACAAAAGUUUAUUGGAUGAAUUUGAGCGGAGUCAUGCCAAGCAAAAGGAGUCUAAAGAAGCGCAACAGAAGGAUAAUACAAAAGUCGAACGUGUGAGUUUGCCGUUACAAAAAUCAGUGAUAAAAACUGAGACUAGUCAGCCUGGACCAAGUACUGCUCAAACAGGACGCUCAAUGCGGUCUAAUAAAUCAAAAGCGAUGGAUCAGCCUGGACCAAGUACUACUCAAAUAGAACGCUCAAUGCGGUCUAAUAAAUCAAAAGCGAUGGAUCAAAUCAAGCAAUGGUGUGACUUAAUGAAAGAUAAAGAGAAUAAACUAUUAAAUAAAAGAAGGAUCGAUGAUUCGAAAAGUGAUUCGGAAAAAGGAGGAAGCAGUACCUCAAAGGAAACGACAGAUGACGCGAGCAGUGAUGAUGAAUGGACUGGGGAAGACGAAAGACCAUUGAGCCAACGUAUUCAACGUUCAUUCAAUCGCACUGAUGCGCAGUCGAGUAGAUUCGACAAAACCUCGAUUUCAUCCACUGAACUGACAACGUCAUUAGAAUUGCAAUCUGCAGAUGAAGCAAAAUCUAGCCAACCACCUGUUUUAGUGGCUAACACCGAGGAGGUUGUUAAUGUCGAUCCCAAACAAAUGCCAAAUUUGGCUUCCGAUCUCAACGUUACAUCGCGAAAAGACAGUAUCAUUAAAUUGAAUUCCCCCAUUGGGAAACUAGCUGUUAAAGGAUCUUCGAUGACGCAAGGUGUUGCAAUGGUUCAAAAUCAAGCUAAUAUAAAUAUAAUCAACUACAAGUGUGGAAAGUGUAGUAAAAUAUUUAUUUGUGAAUUGCAUUUGCACAAGCAUGAAAAAAUUCAUAAGGAAGAAUCUUAUCAAUGCGAGUUUUGUGGAAAAGUAUUUGCUGAGUUAUCGAAUGUAUAUAGACACAAGAGAGAAAUCCAUUUCAACGUACAUAAGGAUUGUGACGAUUGUAAGAAGGGUUUCGAUAAUGAACAGGAUUUGAAUAAUCAUUUAGUUACGAAGCAUUCUGACAUCGAAAGACCAUAUAAAUGUGAUACAUGUUCAGCUACAUUUAAACGUUUGAAUACCCUUAAACAGCAUAUAAACAUACAUGCAAGCGAGAAACCAUAUGUUUGCAAGACAUAUUCACAUUCUGCGCGUGACGAGCAACACUUGAAGAAAUUGGCGAGACAAAGCCUCGAGAUGACAAAUGAAACUCGAAUUUAUCGAAGAAAGCAACAAUUGGAUAAAAAUCAAUUCUUUGAACAAGAAGAAGGAUUAUUAUAUGGCCCUGAUAUAGCUGAUUAG